AUGAAGUUCUUUGAGAAUGUCUUCAGCUACGACUACUCCUUCCCUGCCGUCUCCCUCGCCUACUUCCUCCGCUAUCCCAACCCCUACUCUCGCCAUGUUCUGACCUCCGACGUGAUCGACCGCUAUGUCGAUCCAGAAACGAAACGCCUCCAUACCACGAGGCUGCAUCUCAAGAAAUCGAAAAUUCCCUCUGCCAUGCUUAAGUUCCUUCCAAAAGGCAUCGCAGGGGCCGACAAUUCCGGCCAGAGCUACAUUCUCGAAACGACCGUCGUCGAUCCUCAGGAAGGCUGGAUGAAGACGGAAUCUCGCAACAUGGAGUGGACUGGGAUUCUGAGUGUUGUGGAAAGACAGUUCUAUCAACGCCAAUCUGGGGCAGAGGCCGACCCGGCUUCCGUUAGCCUCUUGAAUGAUGACCGAAAAGAUGAGCAUACGACGGUCCGCACGACGGUCACCUUCCGCUCGCGAUUGGGUCAAGGAAGGCUGCUCAGACGCAAAACUGAGGCAGCGUCUGGCAGCGGAGACCAGCUGGUGGAAGUUGAGGAGGACGUGCCCAAGCGUGGUCUUUUUUCGUCCUUGUCGACCGCCGGCAUCCAGCGGACCAUUGAGCUCAUUGGGGUCACCAGGACGCGCGACGCCAUUUUGAGAAGCAAACAGGGAAUGAAUGUGGUUCUGGAGCGACUACGGAAUGGCGGAAUCGUUGGCGUUCUCGAGGGCAUGCGACAGGAUCGCGAGGCGGCGGCUCUUGGAGCUGAGGGCACGUGGAAGCGAGCCUGGCAACACGGGAACGGCAUGAAGGAGCAUGCAUAUUUGGAGGAAGAGGAUUGA
Molecule: messenger RNA, 825 nt
Organism: Rasamsonia emersonii CBS 393.64
Lineage: Eukaryota; Fungi; Ascomycota; Eurotiomycetes; Eurotiales; Trichocomaceae
Product: MSF1 domain protein
Exons: 1
Coding region: 1-825 (274 amino acids)
Biological process (GO): phospholipid transport
Cellular component (GO): mitochondrial intermembrane space
Molecular function (GO): phosphatidic acid transfer activity
Source: RefSeq, a predicted model, not a curated record